AUGGCGGUGCUGCGGCCCUUCGACAAACUCCCGAAGCUCAACUCCGGCGUCCUCCUGCUCGUGGGCUCGGACGAGGCGCUGCAGCGGCAGCUGGCGGAGGCGAUCCUGCAGGAGAAGAAGGACUUCAACAUCAGCAUUCACCUUGCUACAUCCCUCCCCUUACCUUCAGAGAGGGAUCAUCUUCGACCCAGGAUAGAUCUGGUUGUGUUUAUGAUUGACAUCAAGAGCAAGUACAGCUUGAAGAAUGUUGAAACUUCCCUGGCUCAUGUGGAUGCCAGCUUCUUCCUGGGGAAAGUGUGCUUUCUUGUCACCGGGGUUGGCAGGGUGAAUGCUUGCAGCAUUGAGACGAAUGCUGUCUGUAAAUUAGGAGAAACCUACUGCAGCCCUGUGCUAUUCUGUGAGCUGGAGUUGGAAGGCAUUCGAGCUGCUACUGCUCAACGACUUGUGCGGAUGUUAGGGAUCUGUGCUGGUCACAUACCGGGAGUUUCUGCCUUGUCCUUUGUCUCGCUGAUGAGGAAGUCUGAUGAUGAUUAG
This is a messenger RNA of Agelaius phoeniceus (red-winged blackbird), 534 nucleotides long. It is a transcript of the gene CENPM, whose product is annotated as centromere protein M. Lineage: Eukaryota; Metazoa; Chordata; Aves; Passeriformes; Icteridae. The record is from RefSeq and is a predicted model, not a curated record.